Messenger RNA from Trypanosoma cruzi, 2121 nucleotides. RefSeq lists its product as uncharacterized. The transcript has a single exon. The record is from RefSeq and is a predicted model, not a curated record. The coding region runs from base 1 to 2121 and encodes 706 amino acids. Lineage: Eukaryota; Euglenozoa; Kinetoplastea; Trypanosomatida; Trypanosomatidae.
AUGAUCUUCGACAAAUUGCCCUUGGCGCCGCACCUAACCGCGGACACCGCUCUGCAGGACACGGUGGAGAGUGUCCUGGCGAGCUCCCACAGUCUUCUCAACAACGCGCGGCGCCUCAGUGACGCUGGCUUCAAUGGCCCGCAGUCUCUUGGGGAGGAGCUUCUUGUUGGGCGGGAGGAUCGUGCGGCGUCGAAUUCCGCCGUUUCCGAGUCUUUUGGCCUUACCGUCGGCGCCUUCCACACCAAACUUGAAGAGUGUCGCGAUUUGUUGCGCAGGGUCGAUAGCGAGCGCCGGUUUUUCCGUGAGAGGGCGCUGGAAAUGCAGCAGGCACUUGAAGAGGAGGGCAAAGAACGAAAGCAUCUGCGCGCGCAGAUCGCCGAGUCGCAGCGGGAACUGCGGAAGGCACAACGGCAAGCCAGGGAGGCCCAGAAGAAGACGCGCGAUAUGGAAUUGGCCUUGGCGGCCGCAACGGAGGAGCAGAUGCGCAUGCGCCGGUUUUUGCGUGCAUUGCCAGUUGAGAAGGAAAACCUCCUCCUCCUGGUGCCGGAUCGGCGCUUUGAAGAGGCCUUUCGCGACAAAAUGUCUGCGAUAAAGUACAAGCGUCGCUACGAUCGCGCACGAGAGUUGCACGAACGACGGUCAGAGGAUGUAGAGAGAAAACUAAUGUUAAUGGAGGACAAAUUUGUGGAGACCCCGCAGGAUGAAUUGGCGUCCAGUCUUGCCAACAUCCAGCACUUCAAUUCCAUUUCGUUGCUGAGCACGUCAACAUUGCCGCGACUUUCUAACAGCUUGUCGGUUUCUCAGCUGGCGCCAACCGGUGCCGUGAGGGAUUUUUUACAUUUUCAGUUUCAGCUGCCCUUUUCUCACGUCACGGCGAAGGAUGAUUACAUCGACGCGCGGAUCCAGAGGUCGGCGUACAAGGAGCCAUUGAGGGGCCUCCGUGAGGGUCUUUUUUGGUUGAGCCAUCGCCUCAAACGAACGCAGGACGUGGGACUGUGUAACAUGUAUAAUGUGGUACUCGAGUCUCUUCAAGGCAGCGGCAAUUCCUCGGCACCCGUUAUGUUUGGUCCCAAAAAGGCUUUUGAGGUGGCAAUGGAGAAAUUACAAAAGUCACACCGUGAAUUGCUGUACCAACUGGUCGAGGUGGUGAACUCCUCUGUGACCCAGUUAUUGGAAAAUGAGUCUCGGGUUACCGUGAAGCCCACCGUUUCGAGGCGUGACGUCGGGUGCAGUGUGUACAGUGCGCCUCCAAUGGAUGUGCGGAUGACUAGCCUUGAGAUGAGGCUCGAUGCGCAGCGACGCAAGUCCGCCUCAUUUGAUGCGGAGUCAUCCAUCGCCGCCUCCCACGCGUGGCCAAAAAAGAGGGAGAUACACGAAAAGGUUAAGAUUACAUUGCAACAAUUGAUAACUCUGCAUGAUGCCUUGCAUAACACGCUUCAGAAAGUCCGGGCACAUUGCCAUCUGGAUGAAACGAAGCCAAAUGAUGCGUUUGAGGAACUCUCCCUUGCCGCAACCGAUGUCUUUGUGGAGGAUCCACGAUAUGAAACGAAAGUAGCCGAGGCCGUUGAGGCGGAUUUGCAGCAGAUCACUCAACUAACUGACCUUGUGUUGCAAGACACGAAACCCCCUCAAUUGGCACGAAAAAAGGGAACCAGCGCGGCCAAAAGCAUCGGGGUGGAUAUUACAAAACGGCGGCAAGAAAAGCAAAAAAUCGCCGGACCGGGUUCCCCUCCACAAGCCAACCGUACUGCGGGCAGGCAGUCCGGAGACGCGUAUCUGGCGCAACUCGCCUCCUCUUUCACCUCUUCCCCCAAGAGGGGGAAGAAUUUCCCGCGGCGUUCCAGCGGUACCAGUGAACCAGAGAACACUGACGUGGCACCAAACAACUCGACAGGAGCGAAGGACAACGAUGUGCCGAAGGCAGUGGCCGCUUUUAUUGUGGAUGGGCCUGCGAACACGCAAUCAGGCACUGGUUCGUGUGGAACACCUUCGCUGCCGGUCUCUAAGCAAAGACACACACCUUCUCUCAGCCGCCCACCUGGUGUGCAGAGGCUCAGUUCGUCCAGCCUUUCCAAGGUGACUCUCCCGCAGUUCAUGGUCAGCGAGGGCAAGAAGCGAUGA